UCUUUAGGCCCAGAGGAGGAAGAGUCUUGGGAAUCUGCUUUUACACAUGUAAACGCAAACUGAGAAACUGGAUCACAACCAGCUCCUCUGAAAAUUGAAGAGACCAAGCAGCAGGAGACCAGGAAGCCAACAUACCAACAACCUAUUCAGGUAAGACGGGCUACAGAGUCCUACCAGAGUCCUGCCAGAGUCCUACCAGAGUCCUGCCAGAGUCCUACCAGAGUCCUGCCAGAGUCCUGUCAGAGUCCUACCAGAGUCCUACCAGAGCCCUGCCAGAGUCCUGCCAGAGUCCUGCCAGAGUCCUGCCAGAGUCCUACCAGAGCCCUGCCAGAGUCCUGCCAGAGUCCUGCCAGAGUCCUGCCAGAGUCCUACCAGAGUCCUGCCAGAGUCCUGCCAGAGUCCUGCCAGAGCCCUGCCAGAGUCCUGCCAGAGUCCUGCCAGAGUCCUGCCAGAGUCCUACCAGAGCCCUGCCAGAGUCCUGCCAGAGCCCUGCCAGAGUCCUGCCAGAGACCUGUCAGAGCCCUGCCAGAGUCCUGCCAGAGACCUGUCAGAGUCCUACCAGAGUCCUGCCAGAGUCCUACCAGAGUCCUACCAGAGUCCUGUCUGAGUCCUACCAGAGUCCUGCCAGAGCCCUGCCAGAGUCCUGCCAGAGUCCUGCCAGAGUCCUACAAGAGUCCUGCCAGAGUCCUACCAGAGUCCUCACCUCAGUGUAAAGGAUCCCUGUUUCCAGAGAAAAGGAUUUUGUUAUUAAGAAAGUCCAGAGGACUGAAUCAACCCAGGUCUUCACGAGAAGAAGUCAACAAAGCAGCAACAACCUGGAGGAAGAACAGCAGGUGGUUCACACUGUCCCUCAUCACAAUUUCAGUAUGAGUAUGACUGGAACUCUAGAGAAGGGGGCCCACCACCAGGCCUUGGACCUGUCUGAGGAGCUGCCGCCCCAUCAUCACCAUAGCAACCACCAUCAGCAUCUCCUCCAUUCAAACUCCCUGGCCUCCACCGCUGCCAUCGGAGGCGGCAGAGAAACACCGUCCCGUGUGGUCAUACCUCCACCUUAUUCUGCUGCCGACAGUGGGGGAGGGGGCAGCGAGGCCCCUCUGGAGCUGCGGGGUUCUCUCGACUGCUGGGCCUGCUCGGUGCUGGUGACGGCUCAGAACCUGCUCAUAGCAGCGAUCAACGCCUGCCUGGCUGGACUGGUGUUCGGAACCAUCCUGACCCCGGCGAUUGUCAUGGUGGUGUUCGGCUUCCUCUGCCACUCUACAGUCCGCCCCCACGGGACCACUCCCUACUGCUCAGACCUGCUGACUGAUGGCGGCUGCGUGGCUCUGCUGGUCGUGGGCUUCCUCUUGGUCACCCCGCUCCUGGUGCUGGCACUGGCUGCGUACUGUCGCCUGGCCCGACACCUCCAGCUGGGCCUGUGCUUUAUCCCAUACAGCAGGGCCGUGUACAAGAACCUGCCAGCGACCCACCACCGGGGCCUGGGUACGGGCUGCUGCGGCGGCCAGGACGGAGCUGAUGGGAGAGGAAAGGUCUGGGUGUGAGAUGAAGACACGAGAACGAAGGACAGGCUGAGGGGAUUUAAAAAACAGAGGGAUAAAGGAUGAAAACAACAAAACGUGUACAAACAAGAGACACCAAAAAUAAACACAUGCGAGGAGAAGGACACGAGUGCCCUUCUGUCAAAAUGACACUAAAAAUGUAGGAAAUUUUUCAUCUCCUGCACUCAAUUCAAAUCAUUUGUUUUUUUUAAAACUAGGGCAGCAGAGGUUUUGGGUUGGUCCUCAUUCAGGGGUCAUAGUUGGGUCACACAAAUGCAUCCCAUCCAUAAAAAGGGGAAAUUAAUGAUGCCUCUGUUUGCUAAUGUUUUUUAAACAACCAAUGAAGAAGUAGAAGCUUCCACAGCAACACAGAAGCAGAAACUACUGCACCAGCUACACUCAGAACUCAGUAACAUGCAUGUAUUUUAUAUUUUAACCCUACUUUUAUUCUGUUUUUUAAAAUGAGACCAAAGGUACCAGCUGAAUCACAACCUCUGCUCAACACCAUAAAACUCCCCUUUAGAAACUUCAGCUUCAGACAUCAGAUAAAUAUUUCCACUGAUAUCUGAACACAGCUGUUCUACAUCUAAAACCAUUUCUGCUUUUCUAAUAGAAUAAAACAUUAUUGUAUUCCUUUGGCUUUUCUUUUAUAGCCUGAACACACCUGCUACACCUCCCUAUUACUCUCUGUAUUACACUGUAUUACUUUUUAGAGCUGAGAAUGAAGGUAAGAAAGUUUUUAAGCUUUCCAAGGGCUGAGAAAAAAUGUUUAAAGUCCUGCUCCAACAUGUACCACAAUUAAUUAUGUUGAACAUGUUCAAUAA
This is a messenger RNA of Cheilinus undulatus (humphead wrasse), 2359 nucleotides long. RefSeq names its product transmembrane protein 88 b (gene tmem88b). Gene Ontology annotation, cellular component: plasma membrane. Gene Ontology annotation, molecular function: PDZ domain binding. The coding region runs from base 867 to 1538 and encodes 223 amino acids. Lineage: Eukaryota; Metazoa; Chordata; Actinopteri; Labriformes; Labridae. The record is from RefSeq and is a predicted model, not a curated record. The transcript is spliced from 3 exons.